AUGGAUGAUAUUCACGAUAGAGAUCGCAUACCAGAUUCAGAAGGCGACGAAAGUGAUAUCGUAUUUUGGAAUCCAUAUGCAUGCGGCUUUUCAAAGGGGGCACCUUCAAACACGCUUCGUACUUCGACUGCGGGUCAGUCAUCCUACGCGACAGAUACGCAGCUUUCACUGACUUCACCACCUUCAGAAGUCUCUGCAAUUCAAAGUGGAACUACUCACAAUCAAAGAUCACUGAGGAAAAGGACUGCAAUCCAAAAGAUGCCUUAUAGUUUGGACAGAAUUAGACAUAAGCAGUUACUCCAAGGUUUUGACGUAUCUAACUUCAACACCAUAUCUAAUGACAUCGAGCUGCCGGCCAGCCCUACACUAGAUAGUUUUGGUGACAAAAUACGGCAAAACUCGUGUCAUGACAACGGCGAUAUGACCGAAGGAGUCUGUGCUGAUGACUCUUCUUCAAGCGAGCAUAUCGAACAUUCUCGACACGACGAGUAUUCUCAGGAUCACUCUGAUGUGAGAUAUCUGCCGAAACUUACCCUGGAUCAUGAAGUUGAUUCAACUCCAAAUAAAAUAUUAUUCAGAGGUAAACUGGUUGAUAUUAAGACUGGAUAUCGUGGAGUUCUGCCGCGCAUUAUGUGGGAGAAGGCUAUAAAGACGUCGUCCACUGAGCCAAGGACUAGGCGAACUCAAAAAUCGAACACAACAAAAGGAAUAGCGAAAAGGAAAACGUCUUCUGGUAAUCGAAAACAAGACACAGAGUUACUUGAUCAAUUAAUUGCCUCAGAUGAUGACUUGCAGGGAGAUACAUUCAACUACAAUUAUAGGCAUGAUAAACAAGAUACCCUGAAUUUACAACAUAUAACAGAGUACCUUGAUAAGCGGUAUUCUGACACAUAUCUCUUCGAUCAGUUAUCAGACGUAGAAAAUAAUUACUCUGAAAAGGCGGAAGCGGGCGACUUUAUGUUGGGAGAUGAUUUCAAAGGGCCGACUGAUUAUUUGCUGACAAAUUAUAUAAGCAGCGCUCAAGAUGAUGGUUUGUUCCAAUCUGAUUCAAACGAAUCAGGAAGGGACGCGAGAGAGGAUAAUCAUAGUACGAUUGACGCAAUGCUGCUCAAAACAACACCACGGAAAUUGAAUUCAAGGCAAAAAACUAUAGAGCCAUCUCAAAAAUAUUCGAGACAGGAACGCCAGGUAACCCGAUUUCCAAAAAUAUCAAAGAAGUCAAUUAGAAAAGACUAUUUUAGCAACAAACACCUUUCUCGCCUAAAAAAUGAACGUACACCCAAUUUCAGUUCCCCAGUUCAAAGAAAUCAUCGAAGAAAUCAGAUAUUAGAUGACAAAGGGUUCGAUUCCAUCGAAUCUCAACCAACGAUUCAGACACAACUGAAGCCAAAGGACUCAAGCGGAAAUGUAAAAGAUAAUAUCGAUGAAAGAACAUCACAAAACAAUCUGAUAACAAGGAAACCCUUUAUUAGCAGUCAUCAUGAGAUCGCCCGACGGCCUCGAACCUUUACUACUGUCGUAGAGGAUGUAGGCCACCAACUCGUCUUAAGAAGGACCAAGACUCCUAGCGGGUCAUUAAUGAGAGAAGGCCUCACGGGAGCCGAGAAAGAAAAAGAUGUAUUCGAGAGUUUUUAUGCGGAGGCAUUUGAUGCGUAUAUAUUUGGAAGAUCAAUACAAUCCCCAGAUACCAUCAAGAUCACUAUUUCAAAAGAGCAGUUUGUUCUUUCGAAAUUUGCAUCUGAUGUCGAAAUUGGCAUCAAAAACGUGUUGAAUCACAUUGUUUUCAUGGGGGCAUCGGAUAUGGAAUUAUUGACCGGAUCGAGGUCUCUUGUCGAAUUCCUAAAUCUUUUAAAUAAACCAGAAUUAUGGGAGACAAUAGAUGACUAUCACAAGAAUUUCAGAGCAAGGGUAAACUCACUUCGAGAACGGGCGAAACCUAUUCAUUUUCACCAGAUUGCAGUCUGUCAAGUCAUGUUACUUCAGAUAUCAAACUAUUCGACAUGUGCACCAUACCUUAAACAAGAGAUCGAAAGAAAGAUACUUGAUCAUACCGUAUCUUUUUUCAAGCUUCUCUCUAAGUGCUACGAUUUAGUCUCAAAAAACAAUGACCGACUCUUAGUCGAAGGGAUUCACAUCCUUUCAGCAAUUUUAAUUCAUUUGAGACAAACGUCAGCGUUUCACGAACGCAUUUUGAACCUUUCAUUCCCACCUAGGGUAGCGUUAUUAUUGAAUAAUUAUUUCUUAGAGGGAAAAGAUGAUUGGAAUUUGGUCCAGCCCAGAAACGACUAUGAGGACGCUUCGCAUUGGGUAAGUUUCAUCAAGGAUGCUACUACUGUUCAUAAGUGGACGGUAAAUGAUCAACUUGUGACGAACAUUUAUGAGUACUACAAGAAAAGGAAGUUUCAAGAUUUUGAAGAAGAGGAAAGUUCCAAUAGUUUGCCCCAAAUAAUGAAUGUGAAGGAUAUGAAAUUACCUGAAACUUCAAUAUUUAAUUGGUUUUUGUGCAUACUACAUACAACUGAUCUUUCCAGUUCUGCAAUUGAAAAAAUGACGCCACUGAGCAGGAUAAAUAAGCUAGAUUCCCCGUCUCUUUUGGCAAAUAGAAUUAACUUGUUGCUGGUUUUAUCCUCUAAAACUGGUGCUAGUUUUGAAAAAAACUUUGAUGAACUUUUCGCUCCAUAUUUUGAAGAUGCAGAACGUAUGCUCAUUUCAGAGCCUAUUCUCGAAUGCAUGUUUAAAGGGUUUAUUGCUUUACUUGAGCUUAAUUCUUAUAAAAAUUUGACAUCCAAAGGAAGAUGUAUGCUAUCGUUCUGGAAAUUUGCUCAACGGUCCAAUUCAACACGCAUCGAUAAUAAAUGGAAUAUGCUUCUAGAAUACGUCAUCUCUAUCUUCCCCCAUCUGCAGAAAUCAAAAAGCACUCUUCUGAGAACUUUUCAUCCAAUAUUGUACUCUAUCUUGAAAGAUAAGCGGCGAAUCAAAUCGGGGCUACAACUGCUCAAUUUGUAUGUUGAAAAUCUUCACAUCCUGGGAAUACCUUGGGUACAGAGUCAUUUGCACCAAAUAAUCUCAGUUUCGGCCUGUGAUAACGUCGAGCUGUUGAAUUUAUACUGUAUGAUAACGCAGUUCUUGGCGGACGGGAAAGCAAUUACGUGGUGGUCAGUAUUGAACUACAUCAACAUCAAUAAAAAUGACCCCAUAUGUCUAUCUUUUUACACAAUGGUUGUCACACAUUGUGACAAGUCAUCUUUUCAGCAAAUCAAGCAUAUGCUCUUCGAAACAGCCGUUGAUCUAUUACUGGACCACAACAAUGCCUCGCUUCGUAACUAUCUCAUUGCCUUGUCUAAGCGAGACGACAAAUUUUCAGUUAAUUUUUAUGGAGCAUCAUCUGUUGGUCAUUUUGAAACAAUCACUAAAUCAUUAGUUGGAUUUCAUAAAGCUUCGUAUGACGAUCUUAUCGAGAUUUGCAUAGCUAAUAUUAAAACUGCAUAUUCCCUACAUCCGCACAAGCGACAGCUCUAUCAAGAGAUUAUUGCAUUUAUUAAUUCAAACUUCGUCGAUAAGGUCAAGAAAAACCACGACUUUCUCUAUCUCAAAAGGCAAUUCGAAAUAUCGGAUGAAGAGACAGAUAAAAGCAUCUUUCGUGAUCUGCUCAAGUCCCUCGGUGAUGAUAGUAUGAGAGCAGUCUUCAUUCAGGAAGAAAUAAUGCGGUCAAACAGAAACAACGAGAAUUCUGAAUUAUUCAUCGAAAAAUUGAGCUCUUCUUUAGGAACAGGAACCUUCAAUAAUGAUUUCGAAUUUUUCACCAAGAUGAUCGAAGCUAACACUGUUAUUAACGCAAAUAAUCAAACUUCACUUCAAUGGCUUGUCCUAGCAACAUUAAUAAAGAUCAUAAAUCGAGCCCUAGCAAAAAGGUACUAUCAGGUGACUUCCUCUGAGUUCUACGAAAUUUGCAAAUUGCAUAGGCUGAUCUGUCAUUGCUAUUGCGUCCGUGUGAUACGCAACUCUUCCGAUUGUAAUCAACUAUCCUUUUUCAAAGAAGCUUGCAAUUUACAAAUUUGGACACUCAAAAUGUCCCGUGGUUUUUUGGAGCAUUCGUUACUAAUGGACUUUACAGGUGAGUUUCUUUCGUACGAUGGCUCGUCGUUCAAAUCAAAGCUGAAUUAUUCCUUUAUUCGCCCAAUAGCAGUGUUUCUCGAAGAAAAUAAAUCGUAUCACGUCUAUCGGAGCAUAGAUAAUGAUAGAGUGGCACAGUUUUUGCGUGACCAAAUUGAGCAUUUGACCCUAAAGCUAUCUCGCCAUGAAUAA
Messenger RNA from Lachancea fermentati, 4305 nucleotides. The record is from the annotation of a GenBank genome assembly. Lineage: Eukaryota; Fungi; Ascomycota; Saccharomycetes; Saccharomycetales; Saccharomycetaceae.